CCCAACGACGACAUCACGCACCCCAUCCCUGACCUGACGGGGUUCAUCACCGAGGGCCAGAUCUACGUCGACCGACAGCUGCACAACCGACAGAUCUACCCGCCCAUCAACGUGCUGCCCUCGCUGUCGCGGCUGAUGAAGUCGGCCAUUGGAGAGGGCAUGACCCGCCGGGACCAUGCCGAUGUGUCCAACCAGCUGUACGCCUGCUACGCCAUCGGCAAGGAUGUCCAGGCCAUGAAGGCUGUUGUUGGGGAAGAGGCUCUCACUGCAGAUGACCUGCUGUACCUGGAGUUCCUACACAAAUUUGAGAAGAACUUCAUCGCCCAAGGCUCGUACGAGAACCGGUCAGUCUUCGAUUCGCUGGACAUCGGAUGGCAAUUGCUGCGUAUCUUCCCCAAAGAGAUGUUGAAACGCAUCCCCGCGAAUAUCGUGGCCGAUUAUUACCCUCGUGAACGGCACAACGAGGCUGGCACACACCUCUAACAAGCCCCCCCC
Molecule: messenger RNA, 495 nt
Organism: Leucoraja erinaceus (little skate)
Lineage: Eukaryota; Metazoa; Chordata; Chondrichthyes; Rajiformes; Rajidae
Product: V-type proton ATPase subunit B-like
Exons: 5
Coding region: 136-483 (115 amino acids)
Source: RefSeq, a predicted model, not a curated record